CUGGCUGCAGACGCCGUGGCCGCGCGCCUAGGUGUGGUGCACAAUGACCUCCGUCUCCGGAGACUGCCCUGUCGAGCCAAAAAUAUCACCUACGCUCACGUGAAGGAACUGCAACGAGAAUUUUCAUCCUUCCGUGUUUUCGACAGUCUGGCCGACUUUGAGCUCAUUCGCAGCUCGGAACGGAAGCAGCUGGAACAGAUUGCUAAUACUGAGGGCCAAACGGUCUUCGAGUCCAAGAGUGGUCGACUCUUCUUUGGUGCGUUUUUCUUUCUCUGUCCGAUUCUCUUGAGCGAAUCCACUCCUCUCUCCCCCUCCCCUCCACACGCUGCCCUCAGCAGACAAGCUCGAUUUCGCGAAGAAAAAGCGGCACGAUCGCGGUACCAGGAGCCUUAUUUGACUGCCGUUUCAGAUUCCUACUCGCAUCCCUCGUCAGAGACAGAGUCAGAUAGCAGUCGAACCAGAAUCCGAAACGUCAAGCUACUCAAGCUCCUGUUACAGCCAUCCUGCGUCCCUCCCUUCGCGACUACUUUCUAG
Molecule: messenger RNA, 534 nt
Organism: Dibothriocephalus latus
Lineage: Eukaryota; Metazoa; Platyhelminthes; Cestoda; Diphyllobothriidea; Diphyllobothriidae
Source: the annotation of a GenBank genome assembly